AUGGCUGCCAUUCAGAUACUCUCUCUCUGUGUCAUUUUCAUUCAGAUUCUCUUCUGCGCUUCGGCUCAGAAGCAGCAUAAUAUCACGCUUGGCUCCACUCUUAGCCCUUCCCAAAAUUCCAAAUGGGUUUCGCCAAAUGGGCAGUUUGCCUUUGGAUUCUAUCCGCUAACUCCAACUCUUUACGUGGUAGGCCUUUGGUUUGACAGUGUAAUUCCCAAAACUCUGGCUUGGACGGUUCUCAAGGAUAAGAGGGAUAUUCCUGUUGAGAAGACGUCUAGCUUGCAGCUUACAGUCAACCGCCUCAGCCUGUCUGACAAUAGGAAAAAUGUAUUGUGGUUAUCUAAGUACGCUGACAAGGUAGCCGAAGCUGCAAUGCUCGACAAUGGCAACUUUGUGCUGCUAAAUGCAUUAUUUGAUAUCAUCUGGCAGAGCUUUCACUAUCCUAUGGACACCCUCCUGCCCGGUCAGAGGCUCAUGACCAACUCAAACAUAUUUUCUAAGGCUUCAACUACAAACUUCUCAGCGGGCCGAUUUGAGCUUUCCAUGCAGAAGGACGGCAAUUUGGUCCUUUAUACCGUGGAGAGGAGCGGUCAUCCACAAGGCGCGUACUGGGCUUUUGGACAACUCUUAAAUGUAGUAAGCUUGAAUUUGAUCCGACAGGGCCGUUCUAUUUAG
This is a messenger RNA of Cryptomeria japonica (Japanese cedar), 675 nucleotides long. RefSeq names its product G-type lectin S-receptor-like serine/threonine-protein kinase LECRK3. Bases 1 to 675 code for a protein of 224 amino acids. Lineage: Eukaryota; Viridiplantae; Streptophyta; Pinopsida; Cupressales; Cupressaceae. The record is from RefSeq and is a predicted model, not a curated record. The transcript has a single exon.